Messenger RNA from Lasiosphaeria miniovina, 1022 nucleotides. RefSeq lists its product as uncharacterized. Bases 295 to 933 code for a protein of 212 amino acids. NCBI's taxonomy places the organism in Eukaryota, Fungi, Ascomycota, Sordariomycetes, Sordariales, Lasiosphaeriaceae. The record is from RefSeq and is a predicted model, not a curated record. The transcript has a single exon.
CCUCGAACUGCUUACUCCGCGCUAGUAUAGUAAGCCUUGAGUUACUGCUACGGGCAACUUCUGCCUGAACCACUACCGGAGCCGGUACGUCACUAACACCACGCCACUAGCACCCAUCACUAACACCACGUCAAUAGCACCCGUCACUAGCACCCGUCACUAACACCACGUCACUAACACCACGCUUCCCUGGAGGUUUGGCUCACGGCGACCAAAGGAAAGCAAAACAACUGCAAUUAGGGAAUACCGCAUAAUUAUCAGUAAUCAUAUGUCUACCAGUACCGUAUCUAGGGAAUGAGCUCUUAUUUUCGAUUAGGACAGGACAGCAUAAGUAAUGCAAGUGCCGUCAUGUCGGUGCGCCCAAAAUGGAAUCUCUCGAGAUGGCAGUUGGGGGCGAUAUACCCCGGCCUGAUCCUAACCUUGCCUGCCGCUGGCAGCAACCAGAGGUGCCGCCGGCAUCCCAAACCCCGACGGAGCAGCAUUUCGAACGGACCUCUGGCUGGAUGGUUCAUCCUCCGACUCUUUCGACGCCCCCGUAUAAUGUGCCCUACCAAGCCCGGACUUGUGCUCAUGCACAAGGCGUAUCACGUGAUGAUGGCUCAGAGGAGGACCUCUGGGGCAACGAGCCCAGACAAGAACUGCCGUUCUGAACCAUGUAUCACAAAACAACCAAAAACUCCUCAGCCGUUGAGAAUAUCAGCCGAUGUUUGUUUUGCGGUAGAUCCAAUGCAGACAUCCAAUGCAGACAUCAGAUGCUUUGUGGUAUCAAGCAAAUCUCGGAGGACGACAAGUGGCCGCCGGUCUUGGCCAGCCGACACGGUCGGGAUGGAAAUCAUCAUUUCGCCUCGGGAUUACAGCUUGCGGGUGCGGGCGCGGGCGCGGGCGCGGGCGCACAAAGAUCUUGUGCGGGCGCCCAGAUGCACGUGCCGAUAGCACGCACUAAUGCUAGAGGAUCAGGGCAGAUGGUGCUUUUGUGGGCAUUUAUCCAUGAUCAACGCCGCAACCAGCGGCGCAGCGGGCGG